Messenger RNA from Camponotus floridanus (Florida carpenter ant), 1057 nucleotides. RefSeq names its product DNA polymerase subunit gamma-2, mitochondrial (gene DNApol-gamma35). The record is from RefSeq and is a predicted model, not a curated record. Bases 39 to 1013 code for a protein of 324 amino acids. Lineage: Eukaryota; Metazoa; Arthropoda; Insecta; Hymenoptera; Formicidae. The transcript is spliced from 2 exons.
UUCGUCGCACCUCUGGUGACGAAGAGAUCCGAGUCCGAAUGAUGAGCCUGGAAGCUGUAUUGAGGGCCGUCAGCCCGCAUUUUCUCAAUCUGUCGGAGCGGGUCUUCGCGUAUGGUCCUCAGGGCAAGCUGCUGUUCAGGAACCUCGAGGAGCACUGGUUCGCUCAAUGCGUCACGAUGUCGCGUCACAACGUGUUCCCCUGCGAUUCGAUUGCGGAUACGUUGCAGCUGUUGCGGAGCAAUUCGAUGGACGACUCGCUGCCGUUCGCGCUUGCCACGCUUGUCACGAUGUCGAAGAACACGUGGAACGAGUCCCUAUUGUCGACUAAGAUAUCAAGCCACAGGAUUGCCAAGAUCAACAUGAUCGUCGACGCGUCCGACUCGAAGAGUCUGCUGCACAAGAAGCAACGUGAGCGAAAGGUUUGGUGGCGCAAGCUGGCCCAGUACCCCUCGAGAUUCGUCCUGGCUGAGUCGAGAAAAACGAGGAAUCUUGAUGUGACGGAGAUAGAAGCACAGUUCCCCUUUGGCAAUAUCACUGUAGAAACAAUUACUUAUUAUCCUGGCAUACGAAAGUUAUUUCCUCAGACUGAAAAUAGUAAGGAUAAUGCUGCAGAUGUGCAUAUGAUUGAGCAUGUAGCUUCCUUGGAUUGGGGUUGUCUGGCAUUACUCUGUGAUAGUCACAUGUUGGAUCAAUCAACUAGCGCGUAUAUUCAUCCUAAGUUAUCUCCGUAUAAAACUACGUUCCACAUAGCAAAACAAGACAAUGAAACUGAUGUAGAAGACUUAAAUCGCUUUGUGCUAUACUUAAACAAUAUGCUUAGGGCGAAGGGGAUAUCUACUAUAUUAACUAAUACAGAACGAAUCGUGGAAAUGUGCCUAGUACCGUUCGUCGUAUCAGUGGAUAGGACUAGUCUUAAGAAUGGCAUUGUUUAUGUAAAAAAUUGCUCUACGACUCUUAAAGAAGCGAUUCACAUUUCCGACUUGGUAAAGUAUAUUACUCUACGUUCUUCUUGAAUCGCCGAAAUGGCACAAUCCUAGGUUUUCCAAUCAAAAUUUAC